This is a messenger RNA of Helicoverpa armigera (cotton bollworm), 16640 nucleotides long. RefSeq names its product protein split ends (gene spen). NCBI's taxonomy places the organism in Eukaryota, Metazoa, Arthropoda, Insecta, Lepidoptera, Noctuidae. The record is from RefSeq and is a predicted model, not a curated record. Gene Ontology annotation, molecular function: RNA binding.
AUCGGCAAACUCGCGUCGAAGCUGGCUUCACUGUCAAUUCGAGAGCCGCGAAGAGUACGCUCGCGUCUAUUACGUGGUGUGUUUAUAGUGAAGUGGAUUUUGUGAUGAGAUUAUCGAAUGUCGUGAAGUGAAAGAUAGUGUUGUUUUAUCAAAAAGUGCAACUCGUGGGCUGUACAAUGUUUAUGGUUAAUUUAUAGUGAUUUAAUCAAAAUGUGUGAAUCACAAUUGUGUGCAAAAUUGAUUUAUGCCACGUAGUGACGCGAACGGGUAAUGAUUCCUAAUGUGGAGUUCGAAGCAAGAUGGUUAGAGAGACUCGGCACCUGUGGGUUGGAAAUUUACCCGAUAACAUUCGAGAAGACCGAAUAAGGGAGCACUUCAAACGCUAUGGCCGAGUCCAGAAUAUCAAAUUAUUGGGUCGGGCUGACAACAUUACCGCUGGCGUCAAUGCCGGAGGUGCCAGUGGCAUAUGUGCAACGGUUGCCUUUAUGGACAUCAAGUCUGCAUCAAAGGCACAUAAUGCAGAGCACGUGCUGGACGAACGCACGCUUACAACCGAGUAUUAUGAGCCAGCAGCGAUACCUUCGGCUGCAGGAGCGCCUUCGGCCGGCUCAUCCCCUGCCGGUUCAGGCUACUCAGGUUCUUCGUCCUCCGUGAAUUCUACCCCUGCUCCCGCUUCCGUGUCACGCUACCACUUAUCUGGCGGAGAAGAUAGUUCGAGCAAUACAUGUCCAAUAGCAGCUUCGGCGGCUGCCCCAGCUACGUGGCGUGGUACUAAUGACAGCGCGACUGAAUAUUGUCGUCGUGGUAACACUCCCGCCGCAUACGGCAGGUAUCAGCGCAACAACUCCACUGCUCCGUAUUCCACUCCACCAUCAAAUGUUGAAAGAACAACUCCCCAUCAUCGCUGGUAUGCAAGUAGCGAUAGAGUCGCUGGCGCGACUGGUGGUGAAAGCACACCUAGCACUCCUGGUGGCGGUACUGAAGGGGGGCGGCGGCGACGCAACUCUGGUUCCGGCUCGUCACGUUCCGACUCUAGUUCGCCUGAGCCAAGUGAUACUUCACGUGCCUCAACACCAGCCACCCAAACGCCGUUGUCUCAUCACAUCAACCAUCGUACGCCACCGUCCUUACAACAUCAAUGGGCGUCAACAGCGAGUGGUAGACCUUUGGCUAUCUGUGUGCGGAAUCUUCCGACACGAUCUACAGAUAGUUCUUUGAAGGACGGACUUUACCAUGAAUACAAGAAACAUGGGAAAGUAGUAUGGGUUAAAGUAGUGGGUCAGAACGCCGAUCGCUAUGCUGUGGUGCGUUUUAAAAAGCCAUCUGACGUGGAGAAGGCAUUGGAAGUAUCACAGGAUAAACUUUUUUUUGGCUGUAAAAUCACCGUCGCGCCUCAUCAAAGCUGUGAUGAAGAUGCGGAUUCAGCUAAACCUUACGAGACUGAUAUCGAUGAAUACCACCCGAAGGCUACAAGGACGCUAUUUAUCGGUAACUUAGAAAAAGAUGUAACGCAACAGCAACUCCGAGAAAAGUUCAAACACUUCGGAAGAAUUAUCGAGAUUGAUAUAAAAAAGGGAAGCAGUGGUGGUGCUGGAUAUGCCUUUUGCCAAUACGCUUCUAUUUCGAGUGUCGUGGAGGCCAUACGAGCCAUGGAUGGUGAAAACGUCGGAGGCUCACGCGUGAAACUUGGCUUCGGCAAACCCGUUGCAACUACAUGCGUAUGGGUCGACGGUCUUACAGAACAUACGGAGAAGCAGGUGCUGAGCGCGGUGUCACGGUGCGGUGGUGCCACGUCGGUGUGCGUGGACCGGGCGGCGGGCGCAGCACUGGUGCACUUCGAGCAGGCGGCAGCGGCGGGCGCAGCAGUGCGGGAGUUGCGCCGCGUGGCUGCCGCCGUGUCGGCAGCUGAGCCUGACCACCCGCGCCUCUGUGUCGAUUACGCUUCACGCGAGUGUCAGGAGGCGUUUUACGAACAAUUGGAGAAGCAUGGAGGUUCAGCGGCGUUGACGGGUUCUGAAAGACUGAGUGGGGAUCUUACAACGCGAUAUCUUCCAUCUGCACGUCAUGAACCCAUUCGGUUUGACGGGACUGGGUCUCGAUCGAGAGCUUCAAGCUACGGUCGCGGAUCGUCUAGAACUCCACGCUAUUCAACACUAGAACACUACGAUCCGGCGGAUUAUGCUGCCGAUCGACGGUACAGGGUAUAUGAUGAUGUAGGAACCAGCCCACAAACCGAAGAUACGCCUUACGAGGAAAAGCUACAGUCUGUGGUAGUGUCGCCUCACCACGCACGGCGCCAUCGACGUGACUCUAGUCCUGACGACAGGAAGCACUCCAAGGAGCGGCACCGUAGCGUGGGCACUACUCGACGUUCUCGGUCGGGAUCCCGCGGCGGCGAGAGGCACGGGGCGCGGCGCCGCCACCGCCGGCGCCGCGACGGCUCGGGCUCGCACUCGCGCGCCGGCACGCCGCUGCGCGACGAGCCCGACGCGCCGCCCGCCGAGCCGCGCCGCGCGCCUCGCGAGCGCCCUCCGUUACCCAUGAGUCUGCCUUUGCCCAAAUUCGCCGUCCAGCUCAUGCGCAACGCGCCCACCACUCCCCGGCCUUCCCCCGCGCCUGCGCCUGACUCGCCGCCACGUCCGCCGUCCGUCUCUUCUUCGAGUGGUGGUUCUGCACCGCAUUCGCCAUCGCUGGAGGAGCGCAUACGCAGCCUCGAUGAAAAGCUCAAUGGAUCGCGAGCGCCAGUCGACGUUCCCGACCGCGCACGUCUUCGGCACCGGCUGCUCGACGUCGAUAUCAACGAGGUAAAACCAUCAGAGGUUGUCCGCUCGUUACUUGCGAAACGUUCCGUUUUCGACGAGGAUUCUGAGCGACUCGAAGGUGCCGGUCGCGCGCCUAGUCCAGGUAGCAGCCCUCGUGGGCGUAUUUCGGCACCCACGCCACGCGCGCUUCGCUACCCGUUCCCGGCACACCCGCCACCCCCGGCGCCGCCGCCGAGCGCGGCCGGCGACGCGGAGGCGGGCGCGGCCGAGCCCGGCGCCGCGCGGCCGCCGCCGAGCCUCGAGCCCCGCGGCCGCCCGCGCACUCCGCCGCCGCCGCCACCACCGCCAGAGCCCGAAUCUGAGCCUGAUACUGAUCCUAAGCUACGACCUGACCAGAUCGACACUGGGCCUCUAUUUGAAAGUGAUACGAAGUUAACCGAGAGGCGAGAAGAUUAUUUUUUGGGUGAUCGGGAAGGCGGGUCAUUGGUCACGACAAGCAGAAAAGAAGACAUUACUGAGGGUAAAGAAGUUGAUCUUACUUGCCGGGAAAGUAAUAAGAACUAUUCAAUUGCUGCUGCUGGUCUAAAUAACAAAACGAGUGACGUUACCGAUAGUCAGCCUACAGUGAUUGAUAAUAAACAGUUAAAACCUGAUAUAGUCAACCAAGAGGAGACAUUAAACAGCUCUUUUGCCUUUCAUUCGGAAGAUAACAGUGCUAAAGAAGUUAUGGAAAUGCUAUUGAAACGGGUAGAGAAAUUUAAUGAGGGUCAGAAAUUUGAAACGCAAGUCGAGACCACGUCUAAAUAUAAUAAAGAGAUUGGAAAAACAGAUUAUCACAAACACGAUGAUAGAUUUAAACUUGAUACCAAAAGCCAGUUAGAUCAGUUUUGCUCAACAGAUAAUCAUAUUAGCAAGGACACCCAUGAAAACCAUAACACCAAAGAUUUUAUUGAGUUUGAAAUGCAGCAAAAUCAUUUGAAUACAGUCAAUUCUAUUAAAUCGGUUAAUUCAGAAGUCAAACAAGAUAUUAUAAAAAUUGCUGAAAAAGUUUUCAAGGAUCGACAGAAUCAUCACUACCAUAUGGCUAAGCUUGAAAAAGAAAAUAUUCAAUAUGAAAAGCCUACAGAAAAAGAAAGAAGUAAUGUUGCUUUACUUGAUAAAAAAAAUGCAGAAUCUGAUAAAAAUCACGAUGAAAGAGUACGAUUAGAUCGUGAUAAGAUAAGACACUGCAAGGAUAGAGUUCAAGAAAAAGAUAAAUCUGAAACCGAAAAAUUAAAAUGUAGUAAAUCUGAAAGAAAUUCUGAUAAAGAUAAAAAGUCAAAAGAAGAGCAAUUUCAUGAAAAAAAUGUAACCGAUAAAAACAAACUCGAUAGGGAAGCAGAAAGACACCAGAAAGAAAAAAAUGACAUCGAAAAAGUUAAACAUAGCGAAGAAAAAUCUUACCGACAUGACCAUCACAAAAAAAGUGACAGAGACAAAAGAAAGGACUCUGUAGAUAUUGAUAAUUCAUCUGCAAAAGUUAAAAAAGAUGAUAAACACAAACACGAUCGAUCCAGGAAGGAUAAUGAUUCAAAACGAGAAGCUAAAAAAGAAUCUGAAUCUGUAAAACAUCGAAAAUCCUCCAGAGAUGAAACGUCUAGGGAACUAUGUCGAAAAGAUUCUACUGAUUCGUCGACAUCUAGGGCGUCGCAUGAAUCAUCCAAACUUAAAGAUUUAGAAAUAAUUGAUGCGAAGGAUGACCUAAAAUCAAAGUCGAAACACACUGAACAAUUUGCGAAACAUGACGGCGAUAAAGAAGCACCUUCAAAGUCUGAUAUCAAAGAUGAAAAAGAUACAGCCAACCAAAAUAAACAUGAUGUAGCUGUAGAACAUAACACUAAAUCGAAAGGUGAAAUGGGUGAAAAACAAAGACAUUAUUCUCUAGACUCGCCCAGUGUAGACAGUAAGCGGAAGGAACGUUUAAACUCAUGUUCAAGUCUGCCAUCUAACAUUGGACAUAAGCGGAGAAUGUCUUCUCAGGAUAGUGUUGAUAUAUUUAAUGAAGAUGUCAAAAAAUGUAGGAGUGAUACAAAAAUUUCGGAACGAAGGGAUUCUAAAGAGUCACGGUCCGAUAAUCGACAUAAAACUGCAAAAUUUAGCAAAGGCCAUUUUGCGAAGAUAAUCGAAAGCAAAACAAAAGAAGACAAGAAAAAUCAGGUUAAACCGCCGGAUGAUGGCUAUAUUGAAAGCAAGACUACUGAGUCCAAGGACUCCAAGAUUGCAGACAAAAACAAAUCUUACAAAAAGACCGGAGACGAUGAAAAUUAUGAGAAACCGAAUACGGAAAUAAGUACAGAAGGUCUGCAAAAUGAUUUGGAUUUUCUUGCUACAUUAGAGUUGCGUUCAAGUGAAGAAGACGAAAGGCAAAGAGCUCUCCGUAAAGAGAUGAAAGAAAAGAAGAGAAUUCAACAAUUACAACAAAUUCAGGAAUUACAACUGCAACGGGACGCGUUACAACCAACUGAAUUUAUGGGUAAGAGCAAAGAUGAUAAGAAAAAGUGUGAUGAGAAAAAGAAAGAAAUCGCUCGUGAAAAACGAAUGUCCACGGAUCGUAAGAGCCGAGAAGAAAAAAUCGAUCACAGUAAACGCAAAAGUCGCAAACCUGUGCAUAGCAGUGAUAGUUCUGAUUCCGAUGAGCCCAAAAAACAUUCAAUCUUUGACAUAAUCGAUGACGGGCCGACUUAUAUAUCUAUGUAUGAUAAAGUAAAAGCUCGUUCGUGUAAAAAUAUGCAAAAACAAGAAGAGGAAAAACGUCAAGAAAAAAUUAAGGCUAAGUUUAGUCAGUUAAAACAAAGCAGAGCAAAACGAGAGGAAAAAAAGAGAUCCAGUUGGGACGAAGAUAGUGAUUCCGAUCAAGAUAGGAAAAAAUAUCUAUCGAUGGAUAACUCUUCUGAGGAUGACCUAGUAAUACACACAAAAAAACGUGAGAAAUCACAUCGUUUCGAUUUUGAGCCUAAUAAAACUGAUGAGUUUUGUGAUGGGAGCACCAAUGAAGAAGAUUUGCGUAAUAAAUUGUCGCGGAAAAACUCCAGAACUCGCAUUAUAUCUGAUACUUCUGAUGACGAAACCUCCAAAAGAAGCAUAAGCAAAAGCCCUUCUUUCCUCGAUAACAUAAAAAAAGAAUUGUUGUCUGAUUCCGAAUCUAUACCAAGAAUAAAACUGGAUGAUCUCAAAGAAUCGAAUGAAAUGCUUGCAAAGAAGAAUUCUCUACUAAACCUGUUUGGGAAGAGUGACAGCGAUGACAGUAAAGUUAAGUUAAAUCUUGAAAAAGAUAAUUGGUUUAAAUCCAGUUAUCUCAAAUCAAUGUGCAAUGAGUUUUCGUCUGAAAGUGAGUCGACGUGUAAUAAAAAUUCUGUAGAAAGCCGUAGGAAACAUAAGAAGAAGCAGAAAAAACAUAAACCCACAUACUCUGACGAUGAAAAAGGUGAAAACAAUGAAACUAAUAUACUGGAAGCAUAUAAACAUAAAAAUAUUGAAAAACAACGUAGGCACAGCAAUAAAAAAGAUAAAAGAAAAGACAAAUUGCGUGAAAGUAUUGACACUGAUGACACACGUGAAGAUAAAAAUAAAUUGAAACGAGAAAAAAAAUCUGCAAAUAAUAAUUUUGACAGUAUGACUGAUACAAUUGGCACUGCUAUUAGGAAAGAUGGUAAAAUGGAAGAUAUCUUUGGUCCCUUAUCGGAUGAUUCUGACCGAGACACGCGACCACAUCCGACUCAUAAAUUAGACUAUUCCUCGCAUGAAGUCGAAUCUAAUUUUUGUGCUCACAACUCUGAGUAUAAAAUGAAAGAGAAAGAUGAGAGACGUAAAAAGGAAAAGAAACGCAAAGAAAACCGUUUCUUCAAGGAUGAUGACAAUAGUUUGGAUGUCGAUGCUGUAAGCAAAGCGAUAGAAGCUCGUCUGUUUGCUGAUGGUUUAGUAGACGAUGAUAGUUACCUUAAAGUAGAAACUCUUACUGAAAGUCUCAAUAAAUUUGAAAACAGCGACAUGAAAUAUGCUGAAGGUAACAUCAUAAGUGAAAUAGUUAAGCAUGAAAAAUUAAAAAGGGAAUGUAAAGAGAAAAAAAAGAAGAAAAAGAAAAAUAGAGAAGACCGCCAAAGUCGCAAAGAACACCAUACUUUCUUUCAUCAAGAUAAGGGUGACAAAUCAGAAAAUGUUGUGACUGAGAAUCAAGAAGCUUCAGCUAAAACAUUGCUCUUAGACAUACCUUUGCCCAAUGAUGCCCAAACAGUUAAUAUAAAUAAAAUUGAAACCUGUUCACCUAUGGAAUCGCCAAGUUUACCUAGAUUAACAGACAGUCCUCCAAUUUUAACUCAGUCUAAUGAAAAUGCAGAUCCAAAGAGUAUUGAUUCAAAAAAUGAGAUGAAUGACGGCAUCAAAAUGGAGUAUGUAGAAAGUAAAGAGAUAGAAAUUGAAGAAAUUCCAAUGCCGCCACCAUUUGAAACAAUUCUUACUGAUAUAAGCGAGGUGCCGUUGCCCAAAGAUCCUUUACCCAUGAAACCCAAUAAUAAUACGGAAGAUAGUUUCUUGUCCAGCUUUAGUAGUGAUGGUGAUUCCUGUGAAGAUGCGGUGCGAAAUAUAUCAAGCUCUGAAAAAGAAGGAGAUAAAAGCGAAAAACCAGAACAAAAUUCGGAAGUUGUAGAAAUUUCGCCUUGUAAGUUGGAGAAGAAAACGGAUGAAAAACCUCGAGCUAUUAUUUCUCAGGAAGAAACCGAGGAUGCAGUGGCAGCACUUUUAGGUGAAAGUUUCGGCGGAAAAAUAAAUGCCUUUUCUAGCUGCUAUGAGGAGUCUGAAAAUAACCCAACACAUGAAAAUGAAAUUGAAAUAACAACAAUAGAAAAUGAGAAUAUACCGGAAGAAGACGCCGAAGAAAUGAGACAAGCAGUACAAAAUUUAAAUGCGAGUGAAAUGGAAAUGAAGCCAGACACUCCAGUUUCAGAUAGUGACUUAUUACUGAUAGACACUGACACAGAAGAAACAGAAGAAACAACUCAAGAUGCAAUAGAAAAAUUACCCGUUAAUAUUAUAGCAACAAAUCAAGCUUUGAAUACAAUUGCGGAACAAAAGAAAAAUGUAGAUGUGCCAAAUAAUUUAAUUUCUGAUACAAAAACAAACGUGGUUUCCACUGUAACUACUACAUCUAACGAUUCCAAUGUCAAAACAAAAGAAACAGAUGUCAAAAUACAAUUAGCUAAAAGGGACAAUGUCCAAAUAAUAACGUCUACAGCAACUCCUGUGAUUACAUCCUGGACCCUGACAAAUAAUAAAAUGUUGGAGCCACAUGUUUUAAACAUCCAGUCUAAUGCUAUUUCAAACAGAGAGAAACAUGAGAUAAAACCUAUAACUGCAAAUAUUGUUCAAAUUAAAGCCCCGUCGACCCAGAAUGUGCAAGCAAAUAAUUCUCCUAGACCAAUUGUAGCCCAAGCACGAGUGACAGCUCCAUAUCAGGUCAUUAAUCAGAUGAUUCGCAGUCAGGCUCCUAACAUACAGCCACCAACCAUAAAAAUUCCGGAGCCACACAUUUUGUACCAAAAACCACAAGGUAUCGUAAUAUCACCCCGAAUGUCCAAUGAUCCUAGAAUGCAAAGCCCCAAAGCUAGCUCACAGAAUGAAAGUAUGACAUCACCUAGACUAACGAAUAUGGCUAUUCUAAGUACAUCACCACAAAAUAUUAGCUCAGCUGGAAUGACAUCACCUAAUGCCAUACAACAAAGAUCACCUGGACAAGUUACUGUGGUUCGAAUGCAACAACCUCCGUUAAGCCCCAUUCAAACAAUGCACAUUCCACAUGGUGCGAGAACAAUGUUGUCUCCGAAUAGACCUAAUUCAGUGCUAGUACAAACCCAAGGUACGCCGAUCCAUUUUAAUAGGUUGCCUGUAACUCCAGUUUUGACUCCUAUAUCCAAACAGAUGAAUGUCAACAAUCUUAUUCAACAAAAUAAAGGGAUUUGUGUCUCUGCACCUUUAAUACAUCAGCAAAAAAUCAUAUCAGGGGAAUGUAGAAAGAGUGACCCAAGAAAUGUUACUGAAAAUACAAAUGAAAAUACAAAAAUAAUUUUGUCUCCAACUAAUAUUCAACAUAGCACAAAUCCGACUGUUAUGGCUCAAAACCGUUUGAUAUCAAUGCAAAAUGCAAUACAUGUAAGCAGUAUGAAUACUGUUCAUCUGAAUAAUAAAGUUGUAAUAAGCACUGUCAAUCAAAUAAAUGAUAAAAGAGAAAAUCUGUCACAGAAAUCAGACAAAGUUAAUCAUUUACCUUUUGGUUCAACUCCAAUAAUACACGUUGCUGCUGUGAAUAACACAGCAUCUAUCAUACAAGGUAGUAGCAAAUCCGCACCUAUACAAGAAGCUAGUACGAUAAACAGAAUCCAAGGUUCCAAUGUUAUUCAUUCUUUAGGCUCGCAGAGGCUAAUAACACAAGCACCUCUGUUAAAAAUAGACACCAAAAAAGGACCAGCGUCUGUUCUGUCAAUGGCUACAAUAAGACCACCAUCAGUUCUUGCCAAAUUAGGAUUAUGCACGUCGCCAACUAUGACAACAACUAGUAUUAGUAAUGUUUCGCCAUUAUUACUGAAAACUACUUGCUCAGGGUCUCUAAAAGUGAAUACAAAAUUUGAUAAAGAUAAUAACGAACCAAUGAAGGCCUUGAUUUUACAAAACCAUUCAACAGACAAUGAAUCCAAAGUUGACACAAAAACAGAUCCAGUUAACUCUUCAAUAUCCCUGAGUGAGGAUAGUAAGAAAGAAAAAUCAGACCAGAGAGAAAGAACAGUAGCCAAACCAAUAUUAUCUCCUGUUGAUAUUACUAAGUGUGAGACGGACUUUGAAGAGUUGUUGAAAGAUAAUACAAAUGAGAUAAAAGUGACCAAUGAUCCCGAGAAGAAGUUGGAAAUAAAUGUGGGCAAAACAGUAACAUUAAUAACCGGUAGUAAAGAGAACCGUGACACAAAUUUAACGAAAAACAUAGAUUGUCUGAAGACGGACAAUGAGUUAAAUAAGGGCCAUCCUCAGUUUCCACCUAUGUCAUCGCAAUCUGUUAUCGACAAAGAGAACAUUUCUAGUAAACCCGCAGACAUAGUUAAAGUAUUGCCUCGUGCUGAAAAUAACACGGUAAUGGCAACAUUGCCAUCUGAACCUAUGACCUGUGAAAAGUCGGACGUAUCUGUUAAUAAUGAUAUCAGGAAUACAUCUAGCGAAAGUGAAUCUUCGUUUAAUAUGGAGAAUCUUAUCAAAUCUGAAGAAUCUAGUUUACGCAUAUCAGAGCAAGACGAAUCUAAAAUAUGUAACAGUCCAAUCAAAAAUGAUGAGAAUGAUGAGAAUGAUUCUUGGGGUGGUAAAGAGUUAAAUUUAGAAUCAGUAUUAAAAAAGGUGGAAUCAUUUUGUAACGAAGCAGAUGAAUCUAUUAAAAAAACAGACGAAGUGGGUGACGAUGUUGUUGAUCCCAUAAAAGCUAGCUCGAACAUAACGGAUAAUAUAAUGAACCAUACUCCACAUAUAAAAUCAACAAAUGUUAGUAAUACACCAAUCGAUAAUAUCUUAGAAAGUAAAAUAAUUGAAGAGAUUUUGCCUGAUAAAACUAUAACCGCAGCUACGACCAAAAGAGGGGGUCGUAAUGUAAGGGGCAGGAAAAUGGAUAAAAAUCAAGACAGAGUACAGACUCGGCAAAUUUCUAAACCUUCAAGAGGUGGUACGUCUUCAAAAAGAGGUAGAGGUAGAGCUAAAGUUGACAAGAAAGUAAAAACAUUUGUUAACAGUGGAAGUAAUAUGCCAGGAGACGUUUAUGAUUUUCACGAAGAUUCUGGGGAUGAAGCAGCCACAUCGCCUAAUAAAACUGAAACAAGGCCGAGGUUGAUUUUAACCAUCAAGAGUCCACUCUCAGGACAUUCCUCUAUGACUGCCACUUCGACGCUCAGCAUAGCUCAAAAAGAACAAAUGAAAUUUAUUGAAAAAAAUAAAGAAGAGAAAAACGAAGACUUUAUUACACCAUCACCAAAUACUCGCAAAUCUAGAAGGCUUCAGGAGAAAGACGUUCAACGAAGCACAGUAGACGAUGUAAUAGAUGACGUUAUAAAGGGUCCCGUUGGUCAAACAAAAAUUGGAAAAGAAACUAAUAAAAAGCGGCCCACAAGACAAGCUGUUGUGAAAGCGAAUCAGGAAAAGUCUCCGGGGUUUGACACAACACGGAAAUCGCCACGCGGUGCUAAACGCAUUAGAGACAGAAGCUUAUCGGAUGCAUCCAUGGAUAGCGGCGACGAGAGAAACAUCAGAGAUUGCGUUCGUGAACCAAAGGCUCCACGUCUCGACGAAACUGCGACAGAACCGGAACCUGCGGCCGCGCCGCGCAGCGCGCGCGCAGCGCCGGCCGGCUGCGUGCCGGCCGCCGCCUGCGUACCGGCCGCCGCACCCGAGGCGCCGCCCGCGCCCGCGCCGCCGCUGCUGCCGGCCCCGCACGCCCCACUGCUGCCGGCUCCGCACGCGCCGCUGCUGCCCGCCCCGCACGCGCCGCUCAACACGCCUGCGCCACACUCUACGCCUACGCCUAUUACAAAACCACAAAAGAUGAUCUCCGAGAUCAGCGCCAAACUUGCGGGCACUUUCGACGCAGUCGUCACGGCGGCUCCCAACGAACGGCCGGCGGGCGAGGCUCCGUCGUCGCCCCUGGCGCAGGGCGGCGCGGAGCCGGCGCGGCGGCGGCUGGGCGACGGCGUGCCGGGCGCGCUGGUGCCCGUGGGCGCCACCGAGGCGUCGGACGCGCGCGUGCAGUCGCCGGCGCUGCCGCACUGCGGCGAGCGCGCCACGCCGCUGCUCAUCCGCUCCGUGGCGCGCGCGCGGCCGCCCGAGCGCGCGCCCGACGCCUUCGACGAGCGCCCCGCCGACGCCUUCCGCUACGCCGCCACCGCCUCGCUGCCGCGCGGCGCGCACCACCCGCCGCACCCGCCGCCCGACCACCACCUCAAGCAGGUGGCCGUGGUGGGCCCGCACCACCACCAUCCCGGUGCGGCUUCUAGAGUUACUAUUGCGAGUGUGCCAUCAAUCAGUCCGCAAGGUCAAAUAGGAAUGGGCGACGGGAUGUAUCCUCAUUUUUCUCAUCAACAUUACCAAAUGUAUCAGCAACAUUUCCGAGCCACACAGCACGAAACUCGAGCUACACCUUCUCCAUAUACAAGGUCUCUAGAAGCCGAAGGGUCGGAGGCGCCCACGCCGCCGCUGGAGCUGCGGCGGCCGCGCGCGCGCCGGCCCGCCUACGCCGCCGGCUGCGGCCGCUCGCCGCCGCCCGCGCACGCCACCCGCCCCGCCGGCGCGCUGCCGCCCGGCGCGGGCCCGGCGCCCGGCCCGCCGCACGCCUCGCAGGUGCCGCGCGAGGCCGACUCGCUGCAGAUGCUGCUCCGGCGCUACCCGGUCAUGUGGCAAGGGUUGUUGGCACUUAAAAACGACUCGGCCGCCGUUCAGAUGCACUUUGUAGGCGGCAACCCGGGCGUCGCGGGCGACACGCUGUCGAGACACGCGGACGGCUCGACGCCGCUGUUGCGUAUUGCUCAACGGAUGCGCUUAGAGCAGCCGCAGCUGGACCAAGUGCACCGCAAGAUGAAGAUGGAAAACGAGCACUGCAUGCUCUUGGCUUUGCCGUGCGGUCGUGACCAUAUGGAUGUACUACAGCAGUCUACUAACCUUACUGCCGGCUUUAUUACAUAUCUCCAGCGCAAACAAGCUGCUGGGAUCGUAAACAUAGCACCGCCCGGACAUCAUCAGGCCAUGUUCACAGUUCACAUCUUCCCUUCGUGUGAGUUCGCUAAUGAGAAUUUAAACCGUAUCGCACCAGACCUGAUGCAUCGGGUUGCAGACAUCGCACACUUACUUAUUGUUAUAGCUACUGUUUGAGGUAUGCUCUAUGAUAUUGAAUACAAUUUCGCAAGAAGAUUUACAAACUUGUGGAAAGCUAAAACUUGACGAAUCAGUCCUGAUCUUAUUCAUGGACUCACUCUGGACAUGACGCAUUUAUUCCUUAAACGUUUGCUUCAAAUAUUAUAUGAAGACAUUAAACCGUCAUCGAUUUAGUCGAUCUUAAGAAGGCAUUGUAAAUACGGCCAGGUUGUGAAAUUUUUAUCUUCAUUUUUAUUGUAGUAAUAGAUCGACCUGGUAGGAGUAAAUAUUGAAGUAACUAUAGAUUUUUUGUCAUAUUAACAGUGACAAAACUUCUGAGGAAUUGAGUUGUAAUACCUCUGAGAAAGUGAACUCUCUAGGUGGUAAUGAAACUUGAGUUUAUUUAUUGUUAUCGCGUAUCGCGGCGUCGUCUCUGACGGCUCGGGAUCCCCACACGCGCCUGUAUAAAGUCUCACAUAGAUAAGCAGCCGUCAGUUAUUUAAGUACUAGAUAUAAGUCAUAGCUUAUUCAUUGUAAAAUACUUUUGUUAUGGUCGACUGGGUUCGACGAUGUUCGGAGUUUAAAUUUUUAAAAAAUAAUGAUAGAUGGCAAAGUCAGUUGAUAAAUAUAUUUAAUUUUGGGUUCUGAUUAGAUGAGUGGCAAUCUAUCGAGCAUUUUUAUUGUUAGUGUAAAUUGUUAUUUUGUUUUAAGCGAAUUAGGUCUAAAAUAAUUUAAAUUUUGUAAAUAUCGAAUCUAUCCGUACUAAAGUUCGAUUUCGCUUAGGUCAUUACGGUAGGUAAUGGAAACUCAUGAAUACUGGGUCGAAUGAUUACUGUUUACUUGUAAAAAUCAUAGUUACGUAGUUAAGUUAUAUAAGAUAGUAAGGGAAAAAUACAUGUGGAAAAUAAACUGUGAUUCUGACUUUUUAAUGUAGACUGUAGGUAGCCCUAUUUUAUGGAGCAUAGAGUGCAGUGUGCUACUAAGCGAACGCGCAUAGACGGCGCGUACGGCCUCGCCUUUAGCGAUAUCGGAAAUAUGUUCAAUACUGUUCUGAAAGACUAUCUUUUGAAUUAGCUAUAUAACAGUGCGAAGUCAUAUUAUUCUUUGAUUUAUAAACUACUAAAAAUUUAUCGCAAAAAUGAUGAUCAUAUUUUGUUGUGAUUUUUAUAUAUUAAUAGAAACUGCGUUUUCAGUAUGACAAUUGUAUUAUAUCAAACUAUUAUGCCAAUGUCAUAAUUUUCUGCAGUUGUAAUAGUUCACUAAAAGACUUCGCAUAUUUACGUAGGUAUAAACUUCAUUCAAUUGCAAAUGUAAACAUAGAUUAAUAAAUAUAUAGUAGGCGGUAUCAUUGCAAUAUCGCCUUUUAUUAAAAAAAGGCUAUCCCAGCGAUUAUUGUUUGUGUAUUGGCUUUGCGUCGCUUCUUUCUUCGUAACGGUGUGAAGAUCGAAUGUGAACUACUGUUACGAGGUGUGAAGCGUUGCUUGGAGCAUGGCAGACUUCAAACAAAUGAGUGCUUGACAGUUAUUGUAUUAGCUGAAGUCAAAAGAUCCUUAAAAAUGAAUGACCGAGUAAUUUAGUGUUGAUUCGCCGCGGUUUCAACGCGUCCAAAGCUGCAUUACUUCCCGAACUCGUAUAAAAAGGACCUCUUGUCUAAGUUAGUCCCCGUUUCCUUGAUAUUAUAUUUUUUUGCAUAGAUAUGCGAGCUUGGAAUACUUCUGUGCUCAGCGAUCAUAAUACAAAUUAGUUAAUAAAGUUACACAUUUAUUUUAUUAUUUAUUUAGUCAGUUAACGUGUCCGAGGUGUAAGAAUAUUGCGGUGCGUCGCGGCUUUUUCAUAUUUAAAUAUUUUUUAUUAGUUAAUGAUGACCUUUAGGUAGAAAAAUAUGCAGAAUAAAUUAUUACUAUUUGGUCACGAAUACAUAUAUCAUAGUAUGUAUAUCUUUCUAAAUAUUAAUAAAUACAAUAACUCGUAUCAAUUACACCAUUUUUAAAUGAAAAAUGACUGAACCGGUUUGGCUGAAAUUUCAUAAAGAAGUAGCUUAAAACUAGGGAUACACAUGGCUUUUUGAUCCCAUCCGGGUAAAGGAAGUAGAUCAUCGAGACACGGAUGAAACCGCUGGCGGAGGCUUGUUGUUAAUUAGAAUAAAUCGAAAGCACGAUACAUGUAACAUUCCUUAAAGGCACAAUAACGGAUUGGCAUUCUUUUGGUUGAAUGAAUCAGUCGUACAGCAGCCAGCUGAUGUACGUCGAGCGCCUGCCCAUACAGUGUCGACGUAUUCGGAUCUCAUUGCUGCUUUAAUUGCGGGCCGCCGCUCAGGUUAUCUCUAUUUGUACUCGCCAUCCUCAUUUGCCGCUGUUCACUUGCUUUUUCAAUAAGCGAUUUUUGUACUUAUAACGCAUAAUGAUAAAAAUAUGUUUUAGAAAGCUUCACUUGAUAACUUUCAAUACAUUUAAACUAACAAUAUUGUACUUCUCAUAAUUUAAGUUCUAGUGAUAUUGCCACUUUCUGAUUCGAGUAGAAGGCAUUUCACAUAACUUGCAUUAUUAUUAUAGUUAGAUAAUGGUGCGACUGUGCUGUCGUACGUAAAAUAAAGUACAAAAUAUUUUAUGUAUUGUAAUUUUAUAAAGUACGAUAUAAAUUUAUAGCACAGGUAAUAUUAUUACGUAUAUUCUUUUUAAGGUUAAAACUAGAAUGUAUAAAUAUGAAUAAUCAUAUUGUUUGUCAUAUUUCCGUCGCAAACAGUUCUUAACUUGGCUAGGAGGAACACUAACGAACUCAUCACUUCGUCCAUUAAUUUUAAAAUAUCUAUAAUUUUACUAGCAAACAGAUGCCCAAUGAUGUACACUCUUAUAAAAUCAUAUUUAAACUCCUUAUGAAGGAGGUUAAUGUAAAUAAGUUUUCAUGAAUAAUAGUGAUAAAUAUGACGGUAUUUAGACACGCUAUUAAAAUAUGAUGUAAGAAACAUGCGAAUUAUAAAUUACUAAUUUAUUGCGUGAAAAUAUUUACUUCUUUUUGUAACAGGGGUGUAGUUAUUUUCUAAGUUGUGUUAAAUAAGUUCAUUUCUUCGUAUUAUUAUUUUCAAAUCCUUUCUGUUGUAUACAUUGAACCAAAGCUGAAUACUUAAGCAUUGCUUAAGUUUGAGUGUUACUUGAUUACUUACUGUAGCAUGAUGAAUACUGUGCUAAUUCAGUAUAUAAAAGUCACUUAAAAUUGAGUAUUGUUUAGUGUUUGAUUAUGCAUUUGUAACUUAAUUUGUGAACCAACCUUUAAAAUAUUGACAACAAUCUGCCUAGAUAAUAAUUACAUCCUUAAGAGGUAUGCUGAAAAUGUCAAUUAUUAAUACUAAAAUGUAUCAGAAUAUUAUGCAUAUUCCGAAAUUAUUUUUCGUUUUUCAAAAACAUUUACACAGUUACACACUUAACUGCAUGUGAGAAGUAUAAUAUAGUUUUGUUUAUUUAUGAUAUUGAGGCUAACCUCAAAGUGGUCCCACUUCGCAGUGGCUUCAAGUUGGUUUGUUGGGGCCACGGCGACGUCGGGCCCAGAAUUUGGCUAAAAUGUUUUAAUUCUGUUCAUGAAGUGGUUUUAUGAGGAUGGGACGGUUAAACUUCGGGCCUCCUUCGCUUGCGACUGUUGUCGGUGUGUGAGAUGAUAGUUUAAAUAUUGUAAAAAUAACAUUUGAUCUCAAGUGUGCAGCAAAAGUGAACGUGAGUUAGAUUGUUGUAGAGCAACAGUCGCGUGCGGACACGACCCGAUGCCAGUGUGCUCGAUGUUGGUUUGAACUCUAACAGAGCGUACGUAUAGAAAAAUAUUGUGAUCAUAAUUAUAUUAUAGUUUUAAAGCUAGUAUAUAAAGAUAAUUGUAUAUUUUGUAAAUAUUGAAAAUAGUAUUGUAUCUUUACUUCCCUUAUCCAAACAACCCAGAAUCCUGUGUGUUAUGUACCUCCUACCUACCAAUACUAUUAAAAAAAAUAUUACAUAA